Schistosoma mattheei is the source of this 288-nucleotide messenger RNA. Lineage: Eukaryota; Metazoa; Platyhelminthes; Trematoda; Strigeidida; Schistosomatidae. The record is from the annotation of a GenBank genome assembly.
AUGCAUAAAGAUUCAUCAACAUCAUCAUCAUCAUCAUCAUCAUCAUCAUCAUCAUCAUCAUCAUCAUCAUCAUCAUCAUCAUCAUCAUCAUCAUCAUCAUCAUCAUCAUCAUCAUCAUCAUCAUCAUCAUCAUCAUCAUCAUCAUCAUCAUCAUCAUCAUCAUCAUCAUCAUCAUCAUCAUCAUCAUCAUCAUCAUCAUCAUCAUCAUCAUCAUCAUCAUCAAUCAAUCAAUCAUCAUCAUCAAUCAAUCAAUCAAUCAGUCAGUCAAUUGUGAAUUCAAUUUCUUGA